CUCCGUCUCUCCUCCUCAAACGAAAUGACAUAAUAUGACAUUACAUAUUUAUAUCUGUCUGUGAACUAAAUAGAUCUUUCGUUGUUCAUAUCUCGUAGAAUUCUUUUUCGAAUUUAUUAAAACUCUUACAGGCAAGGCAGGGUCUUUCACUUGAAAUUUGUGAGUGUUGCGAACGGAUAAACAAAUCCUUUAUGGUUGAGUUUUAAUUUCCUAACGAGUUACUCAUGCAUUUAAAUUUUAAGCUAAAAGUGGCUAUAAGCUAGUUUUUUAGUUCUGUGUCAGUCAUUGUUUACACAAGUGCAAUAACAUUUAAUUGGAUUUUAAACCCUUUGCACGUAUCAUUUAAUUCAUUAUCACGACUCAUAACUAUGGAUUUGCCUGGGUCAAAAGACGAGAAAAGAAAAGUACCAAAGAUGUUAAAACAAAUUUUACAAUAUGAUGUCCAAGUUACAAAGAAAUUUGUCGAAAGGGCUAUGAAAGUAACUGCUUUGAGGUCAAUCCGUAACCAUGCAAAAUUGUUUGAGGUGUCCUGCCAUGGCAUUGUGUGGUUGGCAGGAUGGCUCAGUUUCAUUUGGUUAUUUGAUAACAAAGAUCUUUACCAGCUUCAAGUCAAUAUGCUUAUUGCUCUUAUUCUAGAUAUUAUUUUAGUAGCUGUUAUUAAAGCAUUUGUGAGGAGACGAAGGCCAGUACCAAUGAACAAACUGAUGGAGGUUGGCCCUGACAAAUUCUCCUUCCCAUCGGGCCACACCAGCAGAGCUGUUAUGAUCUCAAUCAUCCUCAUGUACCUAGAUCCCAUCUCAAUAUUUCUCUAUCCCCCACUUAUUGCAUGGGUAACUGCUGUGUCUGUAUCAAGGGUGCUACAAGAACGCCACUAUAUUCUGGAUGUUAUUGGAGGAGCUGGCUUAGGAAUUAUAGAAGGACUAUUAAUAUACAUCUUAUGGUUGUCACAGAGUACUUCAGCAAAUAUUCUGUCUUCCCUUUCUGAUGAAAAGAAAGAUGGUGGAGAAUAUCAUGUUUGAUAUGUAUUUGUAUAAUUUGUAUUUGAAAGCCUGUUCCUUUAUUACUGUAGAUCAUAGGCCUUUUUAUGACCAAUAAAAUAUUCUGAGUAUUGCUAUUUCAUGUUUGUGUUUGUUUUGGCAUUACUACACAGUGUUUGAUUAAGAUGUAGGCAUUUUUUGUCAAUACUAUUAUUUAAAUUGUAUCAUGAUGUCUCCUACGUACUUUAUUUUCAGUUAAUCAAUAUGAGCCUUGUUCCAGUUGGAUAUCAUUUUUAUGAAUAAAUCUGUUAAAUUA
Molecule: messenger RNA, 1293 nt
Organism: Amyelois transitella
Lineage: Eukaryota; Metazoa; Arthropoda; Insecta; Lepidoptera; Pyralidae
Product: polyisoprenoid diphosphate/phosphate phosphohydrolase PLPP6
Exons: 4
Coding region: 369-1019 (216 amino acids)
Molecular function (GO): sphingosine-1-phosphate phosphatase activity
Source: RefSeq, a predicted model, not a curated record